AAUAAAGACAAACCCUCAAUUUCUUAUCCUUUGCUUUAUACACUUCCAUCAAAUAAUUCAAACACACUCAAUCUAUUUUCUCACCAUUUCCCAGUUAUUUUUCUCACCUAACCUUGCCACUCUUUUUCAUAUACAUAAAAAAAAAAAAAGAUUUUUAUCACGCAUUCUUCCAACAACAUCUAGAACAAGAGGUAAAGCACAUAACUUUAACGUUUUCUGCUUGGUUUCAAACAUACCCAGAUUGAUUUUUCUUACUACAGUUUUAUAUUUUCAGGUUUGGAAAUAUUGAGUGGAAGGAAUUUGUUAUUGGUGUUAUGGAUCCAGCAACAAGCAAAGGUAGUGGUGAAAUGUUGGAUCAUGUUGAUAAAAGGGUUUAUGAGAAUUUGAGUCAUUUGGAUGAAGGAGUUGCAACUGAUGCAGGAGCUGGAUGUAGCUUGGGUGAUAGGGUUAGUGUCUGCGGUGAAGAUCGGAAUUCAGAAGAGACUUGCAGCAAUGAUCUUGGAUUGAAUGAGGAGUUAAAGGAGAGAUCUUUAGAAGAUAAGGGUCAGAAUCAGAAUGUUGGUGUUGAUCCCCGAAAAAGCAACGAUGAAUUGCACGGGGUUGAUCAAGGGACUAGUUAUAAUUCAAGUAAUUCGGUUAAUGGGGAAGCACUUGAGACCUGUGUUGCAAUAGAUUCUUCUGCUCAGGUUGAGUGUAUUAAUGGCGGAGAUAAUAGAAAAUUGGAAGCUAAACCGAAUGAAUCGGGGCUGCACGUGUUAUCGAUUAAAACACCUAAAGGGGUGUCUGAAACUGAUAAAAAUUCAUGUGUGAUUGAUAUGAACUGUGGCAGCUGCGGAGAUUUUAACGAGAAUUCCGAUGGUGAAAUGAUUUGUAGGAUUUGCCAUCUGGCUUCUGGGCAACCGUUAGAAGCAAUGGCUGUUGGAACUCCAAAUAGUGUUAAUGAUAAUGAUAAAACAGGUUUGAUUAUGCUUGGUUGUGCAUGUAAAGAUGAACUAGGCAUUGCACACCGUCAUUGCGCUGAGGCAUGGUUCAAGAUUAAAGGAAACAGGUUGUGCGAAAUAUGCGGUGAGACAGCAAAAAAUAUUUCCGAAGUUACUGAUAAUGGAUUUAUGGAAGAAUGGUGUGAAAGUGGAUUCAUCGACAAUGGUAACACAUCACACCGCCGCUUGGUUGGAUGCUGGACCGGGCAACCAUUCUGUAACUUCUUAAUGGCGUGCCUGGUAAUAGCUUUUGUUCUGCCAUGGUUCUUUCGUGUAAAGAUGUUCUAGCUACGGAUGCAACAACUAUUCUUCCCUGUCUAUAUGAUGAGUACAUCAUUGAUCGAUGACACAUAUUUUUAUUUAAAGGCGACAUUGCUUAAUUAACCAUGUGCAAGAAAGUGAACAGGCUUGGCAUUAAUUCCUUAUUGAAUUCUUUGGAUUGGAGUGGUUAAUGUGUUCUGAAUAUAGAUUGUGACAUAGGUGUUGUAUAAAACAAUACUACUCUAUAAUGUGAUGUGAAACAAGCAUAGAGAAAGAGAAUUUCUACCUUCUUUAA
This is a messenger RNA of Trifolium pratense (red clover), 1536 nucleotides long. RefSeq lists its product as uncharacterized. Bases 315 to 1268 code for a protein of 317 amino acids. The record is from RefSeq and is a predicted model, not a curated record. NCBI's taxonomy places the organism in Eukaryota, Viridiplantae, Streptophyta, Magnoliopsida, Fabales, Fabaceae. Gene Ontology annotation, molecular function: zinc ion binding. The transcript is spliced from 3 exons.